UGAUUGUAUUGCGCGCUCCAGUCGUCGUCGUCGACGUCGUCGUUUGAAUACUUUCAGUACGGCACUUGAACUGCUGAAAUUGGAUGCUGAGAGGCGCUCAUGACCGGGUGAGUGUAAAUCACUGGCCCCGAUGCUGGUAGAGGAAAGCGCAAAUUCUGCGGUAGGGUACGCGCAGGAACAAUAACAACAAAUUUAUCAAUUUUAAUCCGCAAUCGAGCAGCAGUAGCCGGGUGUCAUCGUAGUCGUCGUCGCAUCGGUCGCUCACGAUCCAGAUCGCGGCACACACAGUUCAGUGUGCCGUGGAUUAUUGACUGUGUAUAAGGUGGAAAUCUUUUGUUUUGUGCAUUGAUUUUUGACAGCGGCUUUGACAACGAUAGCGGUAGGUGGGAGUCAGAAGGUUGUGCUGUGACGUGAAUGUAAACGUAAAUAAUUUAGUUGCGCGAUCAGGGAGCUGCUGGUGAUUGUGGAACGUUCAAGUUUUACAUACUGUGCUGGUGGAAAACCCCAUUGGAUAGCGUUCAUUGGCCUGUUAUAUUAAAAACUGUGCUAGCGGCGCCUCUUGAGUGCGGAAGAUAGAUUUUUCGCAGACAAAAACCAAAUCACUAGCAUGAAUUGAGCAAGUCUCAAAUUACUAGAGUAAACCAUUGCGACGCGAAAAAAUCAGAGAGAAACAGUGAGCGAAACCUUUUUCGUCAUGGAGUUGAAGAACGCAAAGGCCGAACACAAGAAGCAAUCUCAAGAUAAAGCGACUGGCUGCGAGCUGGGAAUCAAUGAGCAAACAGGACGACUGCAGUGGUGCCCGGGAUAUCGGUUCGCGAAGCUGCUGUUUGUGAUACCGGCUGCGAUGCUGCCGGUGGCGUUGUUCUUUUUACUGUUUACACGACUGCACGUGGCUGGAUCGGUGAAGUUUUCCGCGCAUCAUUAUCAGUCGCUGAGUUAUUAUUCCGACCAAUCAAACCAAUUGGAUGACCUACAAUCUCGGUGCGAGGCAGUGCGAAAUACAUUUUCGGAAGUGCUGGACGUUGAAGAGCGAGAUAUUCUCAGAGAUUUGCGAACUUCCUUCGUUCCUAGCAUGCCGGCGAGUGUCCCAGCCCGUUGUGUCGACACCGUGCGGCGCGAUGAUUUGCUCGCCAUACCUGAGGAUGUUGAAGCAUCGGAUAUUGUCGCCAUCCAUCGAAAAAAGCGGCUUGCAGUACGACGUAGAAAGGCAAAAAAGUCGAUUGCUCCGGGUAUCACGUGGAGUAACGAAGGUAGCCCAGAAAGCGUGCGGAUGGCGCAAGUGGAAAUUAUGAAGCAAUACAUGGAUACCACGGCUGAUCCUUGCGAUGAUUUCUAUCAGCACGCUUGCGGUAAUUGGGAUCGCGUUAAUCCCAUUCCAAAGGAUAAAGCCGGGUUGGAUACGUUCGAAAUAUUGCGAGAAAGUUUAGAUGUUGUGUUGAAAAAUCUCCUGCUGGAAACUAAAGAUGGUGGAGUGGUUGAUAUAGAAAACACCAUAUCCACCACAGUGUCACCUCUGUUCAAUGAACAUCUUCGACGAGUGAGAAAAAGGAUUAUGGGAAAGCGAGCCGUGCUGAAUAGAUUGGUGGUGAAGGCACAGUUGCGUAAAGUUGAGAAACGAGAGUUGGCACAUUUUACAACGGAAAAUAAUGCAAAUAAUGCUGAAAUGAAGGCACGCCACCUAUUCAUAUCCUGUAUGAACUACAGUCUGAUCGAGCAGCGUGGACUCCAGCCGUUGUUAGAUUUACUGCACUCACUCGGCGGAUGGCCUGUGCUGGAUCCCAACUGGCGUUCCGAUAGUUUCGAUUGGCUCAAUUUAACAGCUCAGAUACGAAGGUACAACAAUGACAUAUUGAUAGUUGAAUGGGUCGGUCCGGAUAUCAAGAAUUCGGAUGAAAAUAUUAUUCAAUUCGAUCAAACAUCUCUGGGUUUGCCAACACGUGACUACUUUCUUCAAGCAAGUAAUAAAAAAUAUCUGGAUGGAUAUAAACAGUUCAUGGUUGACAUUCUUAUUUUAUUGAACGUUCACCCCGAUGUCGCCAAUGAAACUGCCAAUGAUACUAUAGAGUUCGAGGUGCAACUAGCGAAUAUUACAAGCUCGGUGGAGGAACGCAACAAUGUGUCCGUUUUGUACAAAAAGAUUAUCCUUGAGAAUCUCCACGAUGAAGUCCCCGAGAUAGAUUGGACGCGUUAUCUAACGAUUGUAAUGAACCGACCCAUGAACAGCUCGGAAUUUGUGGUGAUGUUUGCGCUCAACUAUAUGAAAGAUUUGGUUCAACUAAUCGCUCAGACCGAACCGCGAACGGUUGCCAAUUACAUUCUGUGGCGGUUUGUGAGGCAUCGCAUCAAUAAUCUGGAUGAUAGAUUUUUGCAAGCGAAGCAAAAGUUUUCCAAUGUACUAUUUGGACGGGAGAAAAAUCCUCCACGUUGGAAAAACUGUGUGAAUCAGGUUAACGCCAACAUGGGAAUGGCCGUCGGUGCGAUGUUUGUUCGGAAGUACUUCGAUGAGAACAGUAAACGUGAUACGCUAGCAAUGACACAUGAAUUGCAGCAGGCAUUUCGAGAAAUUCUGAAUGAAACGAAAUGGUUGGAUGGACAGACAAAGCGUCUAGCUGAAAUGAAGGUGAAUGCAAUGUCUCUAAGGAUUGGAUAUCCAGAUUUUAUCCUAUCCCAUAAGGAGCUGAAUGAUAAAUAUUCCGAUCUGCAAAUUCGUCCAGAUAAAUACUUUGAGAAUACACUGAAUGUUUUGAGCCACAUCCGACGAACCGAUCAGGAUAAAAUCGGUCAAACGGUAAACAAAACAGCUUGGAAUACAGCGCCAGCGGUCGUGAAUGCGUAUUACAGUCGAAACAAAAAUCAGAUAAUGUUUCCCGCUGGGAUACUGCAGCCUCCUUUCUAUCAUCGAUACUUUCCCAAGUCGAUGAAUUAUGGUGGAAUUGGUGUCGUUAUAGGGCAUGAGCUGACGCAUGGUUUCGACGAUAAAGGACGACUAUUUGAUAGGGAAGGAAAUUUGUAUCGAUGGUGGAGUGAUCAUGCAAUUGAAGCAUUCCAUGAACGUGCCUCCUGUUUAGUACAGCAGUACGGAAAAUACACAAUCGACGAAGUAGGUGUUCAGAUUGAUGGUGAAAGUACUCAGGGCGAGAACAUUGCUGACAAUGGAGGUAUAAAGCAAGCAUUUCGAGCCUACACCAAGUGGUUAUCAGAGCAAACAAGUACAGAAGUGCUGGAGAACGAAACUCUACCGGGAUUGAAUGUUACUAACAAGCAAUUGUUUUUCCUCAAUUUUGCACAAGUUUGGUGUGGAGCAAUGCGACCAGAAGCCACUAGAAAUAAACUCAAAACUGCCGUUCACAGUCCCGGGAAGUUCCGAGUCAUCGGAACACUGUCCAACUCGGAGGAUUUUGCGCGGGUUUACGAUUGCGCUCCGGGAACACCCAUGAAUCCGGCUGACAAAUGUAGCGUUUGGUAGGAUCAACCCUCAAGGAACCCAAUCAGGAGACUGCUAUGUGUUAUGUAAUGUUAGAUGAUAACUCUAGUUCACACAAAACCAUCAAACUGUUCCAGUAAAAGUCAUUCCACACCGUGUAUGAACGUUAUAGCUGCAAUAAAUAUAUGUUAUUACUAGUCGUAA
This is a messenger RNA of Wyeomyia smithii (pitcher-plant mosquito), 3628 nucleotides long. RefSeq names its product neprilysin-4 (gene Nep4). The transcript has a single exon. Gene Ontology annotation, molecular function: metalloendopeptidase activity. The coding region runs from base 695 to 3466 and encodes 923 amino acids. Gene Ontology annotation, cellular component: plasma membrane. The record is from RefSeq and is a predicted model, not a curated record. Gene Ontology annotation, biological process: protein processing. NCBI's taxonomy places the organism in Eukaryota, Metazoa, Arthropoda, Insecta, Diptera, Culicidae.